CCAUCACCACCUUCACCCCUACUUUCAAUCAAAACAAAAGGCGUACUCCGUACGUCCCUGCGUCUCGACGGUUUCACAGGACAAGGGACCGUUGUGAUUUGGCGAUCCCGAAGGUUCGGAACUGGUCUCCAAAGCUCCGACGCACGCUUCAUUUGUGUGUCGCACUCAGCACUCUUUUGUUCCCCGAUCCGCCGCACAAGAAGACAUUAUUAGCGGACCGAAUUGCUCGGCCCGCAGCGUACCGAUCCGCGUCUUACUUGACCCGAGUUUCACCACUCCUCCUUUCCGCGAGACACUCGGAGCAGCACCACCUCGGCCACGACCAACCACGAGCCACCAAACCUAGACACACCCCUCAGUCGCGACCAUGCCGCUUCCCGCAGGAGUCUACCGCGCUGAUCACGUCGGCUCAUUCCUCCGCCCGCAGCCGAUUCUUCGCGCGCGCGAGACGCUUGACACGGCAACCCCCAUUUCGGCUGCCGACCUGCGCAAGCUUGAGGACGAGCACAUCACAGAGGUGGUGCAGAAGCAGAUCGCCAGCGGCCUGCAGUCAGUAACAGACGGCGAGUUCCGCCGGGCGUGGUUUCACAUCGACUUCCUGCAGCACCUUUCGGGCGUCGAGCGCCACGGCAGCCUGUCGUCGACCAAUGUCACGUCGCACGGCGUGACACCGCCCAAACUGGCGGUCGUCGGCAAGCUGGGCCACCCACAGCCCAUCCAGGUCGAGGACUACAAGUUUGUCGAGAGCGUCCGGCAGAAAGUGGCCGCCGGCUCCGACAAGAAGAUCACCACCAAGGUGUGCAUUCCCAGCCCGACCAUGGUACACUUCCGCGGCGGGCGCGAGGCCAUCUCGACCGAGGCGUACCCGACGCUGGAGCCCUUCUUCGACGAUCUGGUCAAGGUGUACCAAGCCGAGAUUGCGGACCUGUAUGCCGCCGGCUGCCGGUUUGUCCAGCUUGACGACACCAACCUGGCCUACCUGUGCGAUGCGGGCAUGCGCGCCGAGGCGGCCAAGCGCCACGGCGAGGAUCCCCAGAAGCUGACCAAGCAGUAUGCCGCCCUCAUCAACGCGGCCAUCAGCCAGCGGCCCAAGGAUAUGGUUAUCGGCAUCCACCUAUGCCGGGGCAACUUCCGCUCGCAGUGGUUCGCCGAAGGCGGGUAUGAGCCCGUGGCGGAGGUGCUGUUCAGGGAGCUCGACGUGGAUGUCUACUUCCUCGAGUACGACGACGCCCGGUCCGGCGACUUCUCGCCGCUGCGGUUCCUGCCCGAGAACAAGACUGUCGUGCUCGGCGUCAUGUCGAGCAAGAAGGCCGAGCUGGACGACAAGGACGCCAUCAUUAGGCGGCUGAACGAGGCGGCCAAGUUCUGCCCCCGCGGUCUCGACCAGCUGUGCCUGUCACACCAGUGCGGUUUCAGCUCGACGAUGGAGGGCAACGACCUGUCCGAGGAGCAGCAGUGGGCCAAGGUCCGGCUCGAGGUCGAGAUUGCCAAGCAGGUCUGGGGCGAAGACCUGUCUGUAUGAACGUGGGUCUAUGUACCGUGCGGGUGCGACAGGCUUAAGUUUCUUCAACCUUGAUAUACUUCGUUAUUUCAACACAACAGCGAGCACAUAUCGGACGAUAUCUGUAAUUUAAUAGCGGGCACCUUCCGCUCUGGCAUCGUGACGUCCCAGUCUCGCGCUGGUUUUUGUUGCCCUCCUUGCCAGCGUGGCGUCAUGGGCACUGUAAAUAGUCCCAUCCUGCGGUAAAUAAUAGCACUCACUACUCAGUUAUGUGGUCUGACAGCCAUCUUUACAGUUCUGUGAAUCCCAUCCCGGGGCGUCCCUUAGAUGGCCUCAAUAGGACGCAAGAACGCCGCACUUUCGCAGCCUUCUCGCACCCUCGCAAUUGGGGCGAGAUACGCCUCGUCGUCGCCAUCAUCGUUCUGCAGCUUGCGCACAUAGUCCUGCGCAACCUUCAACCACAUUGCCUUCUCGGCCUUGCUUGCGCCCCGACCCUCCCAGACCCAGAUCGUCUCUCCCGCAUCGUCAAGCACAAACACAUCAUUCCCGUCCAGAUCCGCCCACGAGACACUCCCGCCAUCCUUGACCAGCCCGAACUCUAGCUGCCCGGACGCGUCACUCAGCUUCAACAGCCUCUUCCACUUCCCUUUCCCCCUAGAACCCGCCUUUCUCUCCGCUGCUCCGACAACUGGCCUCGGCGCCUUCAGAACCCCGAACCCGUCCUCCUCUCCACCCCC
Thermothelomyces thermophilus ATCC 42464 is the source of this 2238-nucleotide messenger RNA. RefSeq names its product methionine synthase-like protein. Lineage: Eukaryota; Fungi; Ascomycota; Sordariomycetes; Sordariales; Chaetomiaceae. The record is from RefSeq and is a predicted model, not a curated record. Gene Ontology annotation, molecular function: 5-methyltetrahydropteroyltriglutamate-homocysteine S-methyltransferase activity; zinc ion binding. The transcript has a single exon. The coding region runs from base 368 to 1522 and encodes 384 amino acids.